UCCCCGAUCCCCCACUUCCCGCACCUCCCAUCCAAAAAAACCACCCCACCCCACCCGCUGCCCCGAUCCCCACCUUGACCUCGCUCGAUCCCCUCCCUCGAGUGCCGCCACCCUCGCUGGAUCUCGCCGCCAUGCACGCCUCCUCCCGCCGGCCAACCUACCCAAGGCGCCGCCGCCCCCCGACCUACCAGCGCGGGGUCGCUGGGCGCCGCCCACGCCACCGGGAACCUGCUGCCGCACUUCCGCCAUGGCCGCACGCUCCUCCGCGGCCCAAUCGUCGCCUCCGCCAGGGAUCCUCGAGCACCAUCAUCCUGGCAUGCAGAUCAUGGCCGCCUCCCCACGCAGUCCCCUUCUUGCUGCCGACGUGAAUCCUGUCAACCCCUUCCUCUUCUCCUUCUCUUCCUCCAGUGAUCUUUGCUGGAUUCUGCCGCCGUCAACACCAGGCAUCGGAACCCCGUCCCUGCACUCCAUCGCCGCGCCCUGUCUUCUUCUCGCUGCGGCUGCUCCACAUCGCACCUAUCUGCCCAGCAAAAUGCUGCACUUUUGGUGCAAUACGGAAGAUGAACUCAACAAUCUCUGAGGCGAUGGCACAACCGGAAAGUAUGAGGAGUGGGACCGUGUGUAUCGCUAUGACUACUACAACGACCUCGGUGAGCCAGACAAGGGCCAUCCGCGCCCGGUUCUCGGCGGCACCCAUGAACUCCCCUAUCCCCGUCGUUGCAGAACUGGCCAACCCCCAUCAAAAACAGACCCUAGAUCGGAGAGCAGAAUUCCUCAGUACAAGAUACAGGAGGCCCUCAACAUCACUGUUCCGCGUGAUGGUAUUUAUGCAUGUUCCUAGUUGCUACGGCAAUGCUGGAUUUAAUCAUCCUAGGAGAGAAGAAGCAAAAAGACAAUCAAAGUGUGAGAGAGAACACGAACAAUGAUGAGAGGACAAAAAAUGUGUGGUGGUGAAUAGCUCCACUGCAUUGCCAUUUGGCCCCAUUUUGCCCAUUUAGCCAGUGUCCUUUUCAAAGUGUUCAUCUUUAAAGAUAAUGGAUCCAAUUUCUUUAGUAUAUACUUACAAUUGCAACUCUGGACGUCUGUGUAAUGUUUGUAAACUUGUAAAGAAAACGGAAGUUCAGGGCGAAA
Aegilops tauschii subsp. strangulata is the source of this 1131-nucleotide messenger RNA. Lineage: Eukaryota; Viridiplantae; Streptophyta; Magnoliopsida; Poales; Poaceae. The record is from RefSeq and is a predicted model, not a curated record.